Lutzomyia longipalpis is the source of this 1663-nucleotide messenger RNA. RefSeq names its product pyridoxine/pyridoxamine 5'-phosphate oxidase-like. NCBI's taxonomy places the organism in Eukaryota, Metazoa, Arthropoda, Insecta, Diptera, Psychodidae. The transcript is spliced from 3 exons. The coding region runs from base 75 to 806 and encodes 243 amino acids. The record is from RefSeq and is a predicted model, not a curated record. Gene Ontology annotation, biological process: pyridoxine biosynthetic process; pyridoxal 5'-phosphate biosynthetic process. Gene Ontology annotation, molecular function: pyridoxamine phosphate oxidase activity; FMN binding.
GAAGUGGAUUUUGACAGUAGUUGUCACUGCGAGAAAAAAACAUUGAUUUUUCAAUUUUUCUCCAGCAAUUUUUAAUGCGUUUUUUGCGACAAUUUUCCAAAAUGGCCACACCUGAGGUAUCCGGACUACGAUAUAAAUAUCUCGAAAGAAAGGAAGCCUUCAAGGAAGACAGUCUCAAGAAGAAGGAACCAUUCUCAUUGUUCCGGGAAUGGUUUGAGGAGGCUCUCCACGAUAAGGUUAUCGAAGAACCCAAUGCUAUGUGUCUGUCCACCGUAGACAGCACUGGUCAGGUGUCGUCACGGUAUGUCCUGAUGAAGGGCUACACAGAUGAAGGGAUAAGCUUCUUUACAAACUACGAUAGCCGCAAAGCCAGGGAGAUGCUUUGUAAUCCAAAGGUGGCCCUGAAUUUCUACUGGUUUGCCCACAAGAGGCAGAUUCGCGUUGAAGGGACUGUGUCGAAGGUAAGUGCAGAGGAAUCUGAGGAGUACUUCCGCUCCAGACCGAUUGAUAGUCAAAUGAGUGCUGCAGCUAGUCAGCAGAGUGAGAAGGUACCCAGUAGGGCACAUCUCGAUGAGCUUGUUGAGGGUGUCCGGAAGCAAACGGAAGCCAAUGAGGGCAAAGUUCCAAUGCCAAAUUGGGGCGGCUACUUUGUCAAGCCUCAUCGUUUUGAGUUCUGGCAGGGACAGUCCAAUAGACUGCACGAUCGUAUAAUCUUCAGACGCUCCCCCGGGGUGGAGAAAGAAGUGGAUGGUACGCUGACCAAGCAGGGUGAUAAUGGGUGGGUGUUUGAGCGACUCGCUCCAUAAAUUUUUCCUCGCAAAAUUCCAAAGAAAACGUCUUCCAAAUCUUUGUUAUACACGCAAAAAAAUAAAAUAAAUGGCUGAGAUGAACAAACAACUUGAGAUACCUGAUAAGGGAUGAGAAGAGUGUCUAAAAAUAGACAUUGUAACGAAGUAAUUCCAUUACGGAUAAAAGCAUAGAAAUAAAACACUGUGCCAAUUGAAGAACUAAAUGCGGUAGAUUGUGUAUUUUAUUUCUCACAAAAGGAAUAAAGAGAGGAGAGGAUUUGUGGGAAUAAAAAUCAACUUCACAAAAAUUCGGAGAUCAUGUGUGGGUGGAUAAAUUAGCUACAACAGUAACCAUUUUCAUUUUAAAUUUAAGACAUAAUUUUUUUUAAGCUACAUUUCUUGGAUUUCUUUUUUUUUCUUUCUUACUGUAUUGCUCUCAAGAAGAUUAUCGCUGGAAACACAUUUUCCUCUAAAGAAGUAUACUCAUCUGUUGAAUACUUUAUGCUGGAUGUUUGUUUUACAUUAAAUGGCAAUUUGGGUACAUUAUACACAUUUUUCUUUCCUUCAACACGUUUCACUUUUUGGUUCCAUCAGAAAAGGUUGACAUUAUGCUAUUUCUUCCUUAAAUAUUCAUCUCACAUCUUUUUUUAUUUUAUUUAAUUUUUCAUUUCUAAAGAGAGGUGACUGCAAAAAUAUCACAGUUUUACACUAUUCAGCAGUCUUGGUUUAAAAUUUAGAGAUAGAUUUUUCAUUUUUAGUUUUCACACAAAUUAUUUUAUUAUGUACGAUUGGAAAAGAAGGUGUGGAACUCUAGUUUAUCAUUUCUACCACAUAUUCUGUGAAUUUGAAUUUAAUAAAAAGGAAAUUUUAAAGAA